Molecule: messenger RNA, 1278 nt
Organism: Colletotrichum phormii
Lineage: Eukaryota; Fungi; Ascomycota; Sordariomycetes; Glomerellales; Glomerellaceae
Product: aromatic prenyltransferase
Exons: 2
Coding region: 1-1278 (425 amino acids)
Biological process (GO): alkaloid metabolic process
Molecular function (GO): transferase activity, transferring alkyl or aryl (other than methyl) groups
Source: RefSeq, a predicted model, not a curated record
AUGGGUGAAAUGAUCAUGUCCAAUGACCCCUGGGACUUCCUGAACUCUGUCUUGAGGUUCAGGGACGAUGACUCCCAGUUCUGGUGGGACAAGACGGGACGCAUGUUCUCCAAGCUCCUAAAGUACGCCGGCUACAGCGCAGCAGACCAGUACCGCGAACUCAACUUUUACUCUCUCUUCGUCGCUCCUGAACUCGGCCCUUCACCAGACUGCCACGGCAAUGUUAGAAGAUGGAGAAGCCCCGGUACACCAGACUCUACUCCCAUCGACUUCAGUUGGGAAUGGGGUCGCGACAAUCAAGCCGUUAUUCGCUACUCCUUCGAGCCCAUUGGACUCCAUGCAGGCACAGAGCUAGACCCUCUCAACAGACACGCAACAAACGACUGGAUCUUCAAGCUCCAACAACAAAAGCUGGUUCCCAAUCUGGACCUGGAGUGGUACAACCACUUCACAAGACAAAUCCUGCCCCAUGGCACCCGGACAAAGACCGUAGACUGCUUCAUCGAAGAGACAACACCCAAGGCAGGCACUGUGGUGGCCCUCGACAUCGAGAAGAGCGGUCCCGUCAUGAAGAUCUACAUCUACCCAGGACUUAAGGCCGAAGAGCUCGGCAUCACGAACCUCGAGCUAGUGGAGCAGUCUAUCCGCAGCCUCCCGACCGAACAAUUCCAAUCACUCGGCGCCGAGCCACUCUUAGACUUCCUUAGGGAAGGCACAAAGAAAUACAACUUUGAGACGGGCAUUCUCGCCAUCGACUGCCUGGCGCCGAAAGAUGCUCGCAUCAAAGUCUACAUCAGAGCAAAGCACACAACCUUUGAGUACAUGAUGGACUGCCUGACCCUCGGAGGCAAGCUCGACAUGUCGGGUGAGGCAAUUGACGACCUCAAGGACUUUUGGAAGACCUUCCUCGCGGACGCACCGGAUGUGCUCGAUGAUGAAGCCCCUGGACGUGCAUCACCGGGCUUCUACUACACCCUCGGUUGCGGCAAAGCAAUCUCACCAAAGGUGUACAUCUCCCCCAAUUACUUCAGCAAGAAUGAUAUAGAUGUCCUCGCCCGCCUUCGCAGUUUCUUCUCUACUCGUCGGUCGGACUCAAUGAUGGACAACUACGAACAAGCCUUGAGCGAUAUCUUUGGACGCAAAACUCUGGAAUCUCGUUGCGGUAGCCAUUACUACGUUGGAUGCGCCUUGGCCAAGGGCCAGUUGAGGGUGGUAACAUAUCUCAGCCCUCAGUCUUUUGACUGCGAGAAGGACAUGAUUCAGGCUCGGAGGCCAUGA